AUGUCGUCGUCUGGCGUGCCGCCUGGGUGGCGUGUGCGGGCGUCGCGUUCGAUGCCGGGCCGGUUCUACUAUGUAAAUGUGAAGACGGGGGAGACAUCGUGGACGAGGCCAGAUGACACGACCAGCGCCCUGGCAAGGAAGCAGGCGGAGGCAAAGCGGCAGGAGCGCCAGAGGCGACGGGAACAGGUCAUCGUCACCCUGCAGGCGCAGGAGGAUAAGGCGCUCAAGGAGCUGAAGCAGCUGCAGGAGCAGCUGGCGUCCGUUGACAGCCUGCUGCACCUGAACCCAAAGGACGAAGAGGUGCUCACGCUCAGAAAGAACCUCCACGAGCUCAUGGAUCUGCAUCAAUCGGAGCUGCUGCAAGUGAAGAAGGAGCGCUUGAAGCUGCAGUACGGCUCGUCUUCAAAGGAAGCCGCUGCCUCUGCAGGGGCCGCCGGACAAUCGUCCUCUUCCACGUCCUCGUCCUCGUCCUCAGCGGCCACAGGCGCAGCCACCAAGAACGGUGACGGCCCAAUUGUGGUGCGCAGCAGCUCCUCACUCAUGGACAGGGCCGAGGGCGGCGCAACACUACAGGCCGGCAUGCCCAUCGUGCCUGAAACCCGGUGCCAGGCGCCAUUCUCUACUGCCUACGGCAUCUUUGCAUACCACGACGCCAUCAUUCACGACGUGGACGACGACGGGCAGCACUGCACCGUGCUGUUUGUGACGCCGCUGUACGAGAGCAUGCUGCCUUGCCGCGACUACCUCAAGGGCCGCUGCACGCGAGGGGACACGUGCGUGCACUCGCACGGGCACCGGGUCGCAGUGAGCGACCUCCGCCCCGCAGCCAAAGUGGACUUCACCUCCCUCACGCUGGGCUCCCUGUGCCUCUACCGACUGGAGCACGAGCGACUGUGGCACUAUGGCACGCUGGUGGCUGUUAGUGACGAGACAAACGUGGUGGUGCGCCCCCACUUUGGCGGGCAGCUGGAGGAGGUGUCGCUGAAGCAGGUGAGGCCCGUGCCUGGUCUGGAUGCAAAUGCAAUGGACGACGAUGACGGUGACGACGAUGGUGAUGAUGAUGAGAGCGACAGCGAUACGGAGAAACCGAAAGCCGGUGAUGAUGUGGGCGCACUUGGUGAUGGUGGUGAUGAAGACGGUCCUGGAAGGAGGGAGAGGGCAGGUGCGCCCGCACACCGACGAGCGAAAGGGAGACAUGAAGCGGCCAGCACAAAUAACAGCCGCUCGGCCGUGGCCAGUGUAGCAAAGCCGAGAGCCGUGGGAACACGAAUGCCCGAGGAGGAGGGGGACUUUGCUCCGAUUGUUAUGGACGCCGCAGACGCUGACUUUGGCAGCUGGGAGCAAUACAGCAAAGGAAUUGGGUCGAAGAUCCUGGCCAAGUUUGGAUACAAGCAUGGACAAGGCCUUGGGAGUGAUGCGCAAGGCCGCGUGAACCCUGUACCUGUUCAGGUUCUUCCUCAAGGCAAAUCCCUCGAUUACAUCAUGAACAGGCGCCUCAACAUUCAAAUCGCGUCGGAGCGCCGGAAAGCGAAACCAUCCGUCUUUGACUUUCUCAACACCGCCCUCAACCAGCGCCUCUCCGCACAACAACAAGAGCAAGAGCGACAGCGGCUGGAAGAAAGCAAGGCGGCUGGCUCAACAACACCAGCGACACAGACUGGCGCGAAACCUGCACAGAGGAAACCACUCAAUGUGCAAAUCAUGGACCUCUACAAUGAGAUUGAGGCGCGGGAGCGGGUGAUUGCGCGGUACCGACCGUCGUUGCAGCGGCAGCACGGCGAACUGCGCCGCAGAGCGCAGGAGACGCUCUCCGCAAUGGAGGGCGAGCUCGAGGACUUGAAGCGGAAAAAGGCAAAGCUGGAGAAGACCACAGAUUCGAAGCGCAAGCUGAAGAAGUUUGUGCGGUUCUGAAGCCGAUGCGAUGAAACAACAUUGUAACUGAUACUAUUUGAUCUGCCGCUGGCUAAAGUAAACGUGUUUGUACGCCCCAUUACAUACAUGUGAAAUGC
Messenger RNA from Salpingoeca rosetta, 2009 nucleotides. RefSeq lists its product as uncharacterized. Gene Ontology annotation, molecular function: metal ion binding; protein binding; RNA polymerase II cis-regulatory region sequence-specific DNA binding. The record is from RefSeq and is a predicted model, not a curated record. Gene Ontology annotation, biological process: negative regulation of DNA-templated transcription; regulation of transcription by RNA polymerase II. Gene Ontology annotation, cellular component: nucleus. Lineage: Eukaryota; Choanoflagellata; Craspedida; Salpingoecidae. The transcript has 6 exons. Bases 1 to 1911 code for a protein of 636 amino acids.